Molecule: messenger RNA, 831 nt
Organism: Cladophialophora yegresii CBS 114405
Lineage: Eukaryota; Fungi; Ascomycota; Eurotiomycetes; Chaetothyriales; Herpotrichiellaceae
Exons: 2
Coding region: 1-831 (276 amino acids)
Biological process (GO): retrograde vesicle-mediated transport, Golgi to endoplasmic reticulum
Source: RefSeq, a predicted model, not a curated record
AUGGCGGACGCAGAAGAAACACCGGCCCAGCGACAGGCGCGCAUUCGGCGACAGAAGCGUGAAGCCAAAAUCACGGGCACUGCGGCGGAAAGACUGGACAAGAUUACGAGGCUUAGUGGGAGGACUCCGGAAAGCAUGCGAAAUGAAUCGCCCGCGCCAACACCACCUGCCACUUCCACUCCACCGCCGCAGACAUCGGCGCCGCCCGCAGCUGCGACUGCGUCACUGACACCGGAACAAGUGAAUGUGCAGCAGGACUAUUUGAGGGCUAUGUUACGACAGCCGCUACCACAAGAAGGACAAGAACAAGGUCAGACACAACAAGAAGAUCCGAUGUUGAAGAUGUUGCAAGCCAUGAUGGGAGGGAUGGACGGCGCCUCUGACCCAAGCGCGCCGGACGGGAUGGGUGCAAUUCCCGGGCUGUCUCCCGAUGACAUCUCAAAGGCGACGGGCCUUCCUCCCUUUUUGACGAACAUGGUGAUGGGCAACCAGAAGGCUCCACCUAGCCCGGCCGAGAUCCAAGCGACGCGGAUCUGGAAGAUCGUCCAUGUGGUAUUCGCAAUACUUGCAGGGCUGUAUCUGGUGUUCAACAUCCACAACUCCACUCAGACGUAUGGCGAGAAUCCCCCGGCUCCCGCAACGUUCCAGAACCCGUUUAUCGUGUUCUUGACCGGAGAACUGUUGCUGCAAAGUGCAAGGUUAGUAACCAAAGGCGGAUCGGGCAAAAGGGGAAUAGGGCUGUGGAUUCAGAUGGGCAAGGAACUAUUCGGAGAUGGCAUGAUUAUGGUCUUCGGCCUGGGGCUAGCGGCCUGGGUCAAAGGAAGAGUCUGA